AUGCGUGGACCGGAUCUUGCAAAAAGCAUCAAGCACCAUUUUGAUGGUCAGGCGCCAUGGAUGGAGCAUGUGGUUGACCAUCCGUAUAUCGAUACGAGGGAUCCAUUUUACGAGAAGAUGAACUUUGAGCAGGCGCUCGAGCGGGCGAAUAUUCCGAUUCUACUCGUAGGCGGGUGGUACGAUGUUUUUGCGCCGCAGACUUUGCGCCAGUACGCGCGACUGAAUGAGCGCGGUACGGAUGUUGCGCUAAUGACGGGCCCUUGGAACCAUACUCAAGUCGGUAUGCAGGCCGAAGUACACAAGCAGUCACACAACUGGACCGAACAGCAUCUCGCAAAGCGGAGUGUUCAAGCGCAAGAGAGUCUGGUCCAAUACUUCGUUACUGGAGCGAAGGAGUGGCGGCACGAAGCGGCUUGGCCACCACUGACAGUCGUACUGGAGUGGUAUCUUGGAUCUGGUCAGCGUUUGACAACUCCAAAAGCGACUGAGGAAGGAUUGUCAUCAUUUGUCUUUGAUCCGAAAGACCCCACGCCGACCGUAGGAGGUAAUCUCCUGCUUCUAGGUGGAGGAAGUGCCGACGAUACUGCGCUAGCAGCCCGCUCAGACGUUCUUACCUUCACGACCGAACCUCUCGAAAAUGAUGUUGAGGUUGCAGGCAAGAUCAUCGUGCAGUUGAACCACGCAAGCGACAAUCUAGAUGUAGAUCUGCUUGUUCGUGUCAGCGAAGUUGAUGCGAAAGGACGAUCACAUAACAUAACGGAAACUUACAGACGACUAAGCGCGAAAAGUGAAGCUCGAACGCUGAUUCUGCGUCUCAAAGAUUGUGCGCAUAGGUUUACAAAGGGUUGUCAGAUCCGGUUAUUGAUUGCUGGGGCAUCGUUUCCGCAAUAUGCAGUCAAUGCCGCGCGUGGAGUUGGUAAGACUUUGGUGCAAUGGAAGAAUGCCACACAUACUAUACACUACGGAGGAAAUAGCGCUUCGAAGAUACUGCUUCCCGUAGUAGCAUAG
Messenger RNA from Alternaria arborescens, 1008 nucleotides. RefSeq lists its product as hypothetical. The transcript has a single exon. The record is from RefSeq and is a predicted model, not a curated record. Lineage: Eukaryota; Fungi; Ascomycota; Dothideomycetes; Pleosporales; Pleosporaceae. The coding region runs from base 1 to 1008 and encodes 335 amino acids. Gene Ontology annotation, molecular function: dipeptidyl-peptidase activity.